This is a messenger RNA of Callorhinchus milii (elephant shark), 3751 nucleotides long. RefSeq names its product YOD1 deubiquitinase (gene yod1). The coding region runs from base 57 to 968 and encodes 303 amino acids. The record is from RefSeq and is a predicted model, not a curated record. Lineage: Eukaryota; Metazoa; Chordata; Chondrichthyes; Chimaeriformes; Callorhinchidae. Gene Ontology annotation, cellular component: nucleus; cytosol. The transcript has 3 exons. Gene Ontology annotation, biological process: endoplasmic reticulum unfolded protein response; protein deubiquitination. Gene Ontology annotation, molecular function: cysteine-type deubiquitinase activity; protein binding.
GGCGGCGGUUGCGGUCAGGUAUCGUUGAACGGCGGAGCUCAUCCCGACAGAGUAGGAUGCUGCGUUUGCGAUGUAAAGCAAAGAAUGGGACUCACCUGAUGCAGGGGCUGACUUUGGUUUCCAGUGUCCAAGAAUUGAAAGAUAAGAUAGAAGAACUCACUGGAAUUCCAUGUGAAGUUCAGAAAAUCCUGGUGGGUUUUCCUCCAUCCAGUCUCGAUCUUCGUAAUGGAGAUGUACCUCUUCAGGAGUUUCCUAUCAAAUCUGGAGACACUUUGAUUGUGGAAGAAGAAAAGGACAAAUCGAAUACCCAAAGUGCUGUGUCAAAUUCCAGUGCCAAGCAUUCAAUAUUGGAGACCCUGCCACUGCUGAACCGACAUGUUGUUCCUGCAGAUAAUUCCUGUCUCUUCACCAGCAUCCACUAUGUUGUGGAAGGAGGGAUUCAUGAGCCUAACUGUGCUCCGGAAAUGCGUAACCUGAUCGCACAGAUUGUGGCACGUAACUCUGAUGCCUACUCCGAAGCUGUACUAGGGAAAAGCAAUUGGGAAUACUGCAACUGGAUUCAACAGAAUGACACGUGGGGAGGAGCUAUUGAAAUCUCCAUUCUGUCCAAGUUUUACCAGUGUGAGAUCUGUGUGGUGGACACGCAGACCGUCCGAGUAGACAGGUUUGGGGAGGACGAAGGUUACACCAAGCGCGUCCUUCUCAUUUACGAUGGAAUUCAUUAUGACCCUCUCCAGCGCCAUUUUGCAGACCCUGAAUCGCCCCCGCAGACCAUAUUCUCCACCUCGGAUGAUGUUGUACUUGCUCAGGCCCUGGAGUUGGCAGAUGAAGCUAGACAAAAACGUCAGUUUACCGAUUUGAACAGAUUCACGCUACGAUGCAUGGUGUGCCAGAGGGGGUUGGUGGGCCAGGUAGAAGCUAGGGAUCAUGCUAAAGAAACGGGACACACCAACUUUGGGGAGGUGUGAUAGCCACAUGAACAUCAUCUACCUCAUAUUACCAGAAUGUACUGGGAUGGCUGUUGAGUUUUAUGAGUGAAACGGAACGUGUGCAUUUGGGAUGAUUAAACCAUGAGCUGAUCAAAUGACUGGUAUUUUAAAAGCUUGGCCCUCAUUUUUGAGCCCCCUGUUUACUUUGUGAGGGCCUUUUAUAUAUAAAAAGCAUGACUUCACUCAUUUGAGUUUAUUUUAUUGAGUCUUAGAAGGUUUCUGCCUUAAUAGUCACAGAACAUGUUAACUGUUAAUGUUGUGGCAUAUUUAUUGUCUGGGAAUUAGAAACUAAUAUAUAGGUUUCUGGUGUUUUUUAAUGGUGAAAUUGAACUCCUUUCCAGCUUAGAUGGACAAUUGUUCAAAUAUAAUGUUAUAAAUAUUUUAAGCAAACUCCAUUUGCAGUGUAGCCAUUAACACUUUGGAGACUUUUGUUGAUGAAGAAAAUAAAUCUGGGUGGAUUAUUGUAGAUUUUUCAAUUUCUUAAACAGGCCCAUUUCUCCACUCGCUGAGUGAGUUCAGUGUUCCAGGUAAUACAGAUUUUCUUAAAUUUUUAAGUGCCCUUCUAUAACAGUUUUGUGAUCAGCUCAUGGAAACCACAGGCAUACCUUGAAAUUACCUUAGCUACUGAUUUCUCUCUACAUUUGUAAGCAGGAUCAUUUAAUUGAGUCACCAUCAUGGUUUUAUAUAUUUUCAAUCGCCUUAGCAACUGAAUGAAAUAUCAGGGUUGUAUCACUUAAGUGUUGCACACUGUUGUUCCUGCAAUAUUUGCGGCUGUUACAUUUCAUGUUUUAACUUAAAAUAUUUAUGAUCAUCGCGUGUAUUUUAAAGGAGCAGAGCUGUUAGAUAAAGAUUUGUAAGCAGCAAUCUAAGAACGUUUCCAUUAUCAUUUUGACGUGCCUAUUUUUACAGCUUUAAAUCCUUUAUCUCUGGCACAUCAUUCAGAAUCUGUCCAGUGCCUCUGAGGUUAUUUUGUGUGAGUUCCAUCAAGUACAAAGUUCCAAAACCAGAAAGGUUUCUGGUCAUUUUGGUGGCACGUGAGUGGUGUCUGUUCAGCUCAUUUUCUGUCAUAAUUUUACUGAAAGACAUGUAACAAUGUUAUUCUAAAAGUAUGGUAUCAUCACAAAGCCACAUUUGGGAUUGCAAAUUAUAUUUAAUUUUCUAGUUUGAUUAGAAACUCAAAUUAAAAAUGGAGAAAACUACACUGCACAAGUUGCAGUGUAAACAUAUCUAGAUGUCCAUUUUUUUUUGCUGUAGCAGAGCUUUUGGUGAUUUUUUUUGUGCUCAUUAAGGUGAAGGGUGUUAGACUGGGAAGUGGAAAUGCUUUUUCAUUUGGGGGCAUCUACUAUUAGCAUCCAACACUUACAAGUCUGUAAGGAUAUGGCGACACUGUAACUCAAUGGCUCUACCCCAUGAAUGUGCCUUAUCUCCCACCUCAGAAGCGAUCCUAUCCAUUGUAUGUGCCGCACAUUCCACCCCCAAUCCAGCUGUCAGGUACCUCUGUGAUUGUAAGAGCCAGUGUAAGCCAGUUUUGUCCUACAGCAGACCCACAGAGAGAACUGAUUUCAAAUUCCUCAAACUCAUUUAGUUUGGGUCCCUUCCACCCUUCUAGAUAACAGGCAGAUGAGACUUUAAUCUUAAACACGUGGGCUGGAUUCAAACUUGUGGCUUUGAAACAAUCUCCGAGCCACCCGGUUACCUUUGGGGACGAUUUGAAGUGCGAGUUCGCAACGACAACUCCUUUAAAAUGCAUCGUACUUUUAAUAGUAAAAGAAAAUGGGUGAAGGUCAAAACCAGAUAAGUGUUGACUUGUUUAAAUACAUGAAUUGCCCUAAAUUGGUACCAGCGAUAGUUUUAUUAUUAUUAUUAUUAUUACACAGGAUAUGAUUUUUUAAAAAUCGCUGCAGUGUUACAAAGAGCCUGCAGGCGGCGCCAUACCUCAAUCAUUUAAUUUCUAGAAUUAAAACAAAAAUGCUGGAAAUAUGUUGUCCGAUCAAUAUCUGAAAGUUAAAGGUAGGAUAGAAUUGAAUGGACAGUUUUCUGCACGUGUUGCUUCACAGCCCGUAGAAUUUUCCUGAAGAGUGAAGCUCAUGUUCAGUGAACGCAUCUUAUCUUCAUUAUGUAGCCACAGUUUACUUAGAGGCCCAGUUUACAUUUUUAAAAAAAAUGACAUCAAAUUCCCAAAAGUCAGGAGGCCAAUAAUGUUAAAUUCAUGACUGGCGUCGAGACGUCACAACCUUGUUCAGGAAUUGUUUUGCUUGGUGCCUGUAUUGGCGGAUGAGUGCAGCGUGAAUAUGCGUGAAUAUAUACGGUGGUAGUUUUAUGUAAGACGAGCUACAGAACUGGUGUCACUGUUUAAAUGACUGGUUUUCUGUUGGAAAGCUAGGGUAUCAGGUAAAAAGACGUUGUAGUGAAUAAAUGUGACUUAACUGAGCAAUCAGUAUUUAAAAACUUUGGUAAACAAUUUAGCAUAAUACUCUGUGAAAGUCCACCAUGGAAAUAAAGGAAAUAUAUAGCUAGGGAUUUCCUACAAGACAUAAAGUUACCGUAUUAAUACCCUCUGAGUCAUAAGAUGCCUUUCAAAACUGGAAACUCACUCGUACACGUGGCGUCCUUUAUCAUGAUAUUUAACGCACUUCCCAUUUCACACUUUCACUACUAGUCAUUUUGAGCAGUAAUUUCUUCCCUAAAACAACUCUUGAGCAUAGUACCAUGACAUGUAAUAAUAAUAAUAAUAAUCCUUGCAUUUGAUAUAGCGCUUUUCA